AAACGUCGUCGUAACAAAGUAUUUCCCGCGUUAUCGCCUGCUUGUUUUGCUCAAUCGUAGCCAGAAUUUCAAGUUGUGUUCUGCAAAAUCUAUCGAAAUGGCAGUUUUUGAGUCACCAAAACCCAGAAUAAACAAUUCUAUGCUGUCUCAAUAUAUCAGCAGGCCGAUUUGCUUCGUUGGACGUGUUGAGAAGGUCCAUCCAACAGGAAAAUCAUUCACUCUUUCGGAUGGAGAAGGGAAGUCUGCAUCAGUGGAACUUAAUGAACCCCUUGAUGAGGAGUUGAGUGGGGUGGUGGAGGUGGUUGGUGUAGUGUCCAACAAAGGGGCAAUAAUGGCCUCUGCAUACAACAUGCUCAGAGAAGACCAAGGCAUUCCUUUUGACCUGGAGCUGUACAAUGAAGCCCUGAAAGUCAUCCAUGAAUACCCCCAGCACUAUCCGUUUGAAUUAGCCACCAGUGGAUGAGCACUAUCCACUUAUUCAUUCAGAUCAUUGUCAAUGUGAACCUCAAUUGUCUUGUUGCCUUUUUUUUAUAUAUAUAUAUCUCAGUUCUAAAUAGAUAUGUAUAGUUUUUUUUUCUAUUUCUUUGUUUUGAAAAUAAAAGCCUUUAACUUGUCUGUGUUUAGUCAUUAUAACAAUCUUCGUAAAUAAACUUAAAAUGACCUAUGAUACAGUUUGAGAUUAUCAGCAUCAACUAAACUGUGCUUUAUUGACAUCUCAACCAAGUUACUUUCUCAGGAUAAUUGAUAUAAACUGUAUUUCAAAUCUGAAUUGAAAUGGCUGUGUUAUAGUACCCUCUGUUGGUACAAAUGUUCAACAAGCUACUGUACUGCUGUAACCACACUUCUCUACCCUGCCACCAAGUGGUGAGGUAGGGACUAAAAUAAGCUUCAGCAUCACUUAUCAGCAAAAAGUGAAGUUUCCCCACACACAAUAAACUGAAUGUUAACUUUCAAGA
This is a messenger RNA of Salvelinus namaycush (lake trout), 956 nucleotides long. RefSeq names its product replication protein A3 (gene rpa3). Bases 98 to 463 code for a protein of 121 amino acids. Gene Ontology annotation, cellular component: DNA replication factor A complex; site of double-strand break; nucleus. The transcript is spliced from 4 exons. Gene Ontology annotation, biological process: base-excision repair; double-strand break repair via homologous recombination; DNA replication. Lineage: Eukaryota; Metazoa; Chordata; Actinopteri; Salmoniformes; Salmonidae. The record is from RefSeq and is a predicted model, not a curated record. Gene Ontology annotation, molecular function: damaged DNA binding; single-stranded DNA binding.